AUGAUCUACACGAGUUUGGAGGAAGGAUUUGAAAUGAGAGGGAACGGGGCUUUAUCUUUUUUCUCUCCUACUGUUGGCAUCAGGCAUGGUUAUACAUGCCUGUCAAGGAGAUUUAGCUGUAGGGCUGUACAUGUGGUUACAUGCUUUGUUGCCUAUGCUAAGUGGCAAGUCAAGUUAAACUAUCUUUACAUGCUAAUUGUAGGUCUAUAUAUGUUUUCUGCUUUAUGCCAACACUUCUUUUUGUCCUCCCAUUUUGUUUCAUCAGUCGAGAUCAGAAUAGCUUCCUCUCCAAAAGUUCGUCCUAUUUUAGUAAAUGGUGCUGUCAGAAAGGGAGAUCGGUUGGUGCCACCUUCUGCUCUUGGAAUUUUGAUGAGAAUCACCUUUCCAGCGCCCUCGGCUCGAAUUAAGGCAACUGAGAGGUUUGAAGCUAUUUAUCCUACCCUGAAGGAGGUUGCCCUUGCUGGUUCCUCUGGCAGGAAAGCAACGAAACAAGUUGCCCAGCAGAUACAGAACUAUGCUGUGAAAGCUGCUGGGGAACGCAAAACUAAAUUCUUAUAGACUACUUUGUGGUACAGGAAAUUAGCUGUAUCCAUUUGCACUGUAUUCCAUUUUUUUUUAAUGUUGUUAUUGCAGGUGUUCCUGAGCUAUCAAAGGAAGGGAGUGAUAUUUUUAUUUGGGGUUUAACUCAAAAUCCUGAGUGUUAUAAGCAAUGCGAUCUGCUCUAUCCUGAUAACCUUGAAGCAAGCGUUACUGUUUUGAGGAAGCUUGCCCAUGAAUGGAAGGAGCAUUUUGUUAAACAUUCCACACUUGACCCUUUGAGGGAAGCUUUAAAUAUUUUCAGGCAGAAGGUAAUGCAUUCUCGUAUAUUUCACAUAACAUAUUGCUUUUGUUUUACAUUUUUCAAUGCUUUUAUGAGUUAUAUACAAAGUAGA
Molecule: messenger RNA, 932 nt
Organism: Durio zibethinus
Lineage: Eukaryota; Viridiplantae; Streptophyta; Magnoliopsida; Malvales; Malvaceae
Source: RefSeq, a predicted model, not a curated record